Molecule: messenger RNA, 1251 nt
Organism: Ornithodoros turicata
Lineage: Eukaryota; Metazoa; Arthropoda; Arachnida; Ixodida; Argasidae
Exons: 1
Coding region: 1-1251 (416 amino acids)
Source: RefSeq, a predicted model, not a curated record
AUGCAGCAAGGCAGCAUUGUGAAGCCCGUGAGGUUCCUGACUAGGAAGCACGUUUUCCCCACUAACCUGGAGAAAAUGAACGUGAUGAGGGCAGUGCAGGUGUUAUCGCCCCCUGUGACAGCGGCACUCAAACUGCUGGAGCAGCAAGCCGGCCACACCUGUGAUGCGAGCUUCUCGCAAGUCGGAGAAACGGUAGAGUUCAUGGAUACUAUGCAUCGGUGGUUUCUGCUGAUGGAUGUGAGCAAUUGCACUCAGCAUAUCCACCAGAACUACGCUGACACUAAGCAGUACUUGUGCGAAACAGACGAGCGCCUGGAGUGGCUUGAAAGUACUUUCCUGGAGUACUUGGGCGAGCUCAAGAGCCAGUGCCAUGUAAAAAACUUUCUCACAAAGGAGACAUAUGAAGGGCUUCUGCUUACAACACGUUCCAAUGUGGACUGCACGAGGUACUUGCUUCGGGUUAUGAAUUUCGGCUUUGUAUUGACCAGAAAGAUGUCGUCUGACCCUAUUGAGUCUUUCUUCGGGUGGUUGAGAAAGACAGCUGGGAGUAAUGACCAAACCGAUGUCCGAGCUGUGCUUUCUGGCAUCGAAAAGACUUUGAAGACGGGUAUUGCCUCUACAUCACGGGACAGCAAUGUAGUUGCUGAGGAGAACCAUCCUUGCUCCUCGGGAGGCGUGCCAAUGUCAAAGGUACAAGCCACAGACAGGGCGGAGGUAGAACAGUUCCCUACCGAUGCAACUAGAGCACUGAUUUACCACCUCGAACGAACAGAGGCGCUGGCUCCUACUCCUGAAGUUGCAGCUCUAGCCAUGGUGGGUGGCUACUUGGCCAGGGUUAUUAGCGAAACCAUCGCUUGUGAGCAGUGUACUGGACUCGUGCAAAAGCCUGACUCAUUGGCCCCGUCUGACGCGCUCAUUAAACAUCAAGAUAGAGGUGGACUCUUCUAUCCGUCUCAACAGCUACUUGUGGUGCUGCAUUGCUUGAAAAUCUACAUUCAAGUGAUGCUAGCAAAGAGGAGGAACUUGAAACAUCCCCUUAAAGCAGCUGUGGAGCACGCUACUGCAAUAUUAAGCGAGCGGCAAAUAUUAAAAUGCUCGGUUCCUGGACAUCACCGGCAGUUUCUGGAAGUGUUACUGACCAAGUUUUUCCGCCCACUGUUUACAAAUUUUGCUCUAGGAGUCACAGACAAGUAUGACAUGGCAAAAAUCUUCACCUCCCAGCCACUCUCACGGAAGCCACUAAAACUAUAA